AUGUCAUCAAGUCUUGUUGGGAUAUUAGCUGCAAAGGUUUACAACAUCCACGAGGUUACUCCAGGACUCAUUGCCCUCGCUGCCAUUUCAGCCUGGAGAGUUUUACUUCCCCCUGAGGAUCGGCACCAGGAUGAAGACCGGUUCCACUUCUGGAGGAAGUGUCUUAUAAUGGCCAUUGGUGCAGAGAAAAAACACACAAAGGGCAGACCAAUGCCCUUCCACAAAACAAUGUCCCAAAUGAACAAAUGGUUAUUUGGGCAGGCUUCUGGACAAAGUGGGAACGAGAAGUUGGAACAGGUGCUGGUAUCGCAAGUGACGGACUUAGGGGCCGAGUCCAACCUCUCAUUGGAGCAUGAAUUCUUUGCUGAGUUUAAGGCAGCAGUGAUGAUGGAAGAAACAGAAUUAGAAACUGAGGCAGGUGGGACCCCAGACCAAUUGUCCAACAAUGCCAACUCCAACAACGCCAACUCCAAUGACACCAACUCCAAUGACAGCAACAGCCAUGGGACCCUAGCCACAGUGGUCACUGAGAAUGCAGCUACAUGCCCAGCAGUAGAACCACCCAUAGGUUCUACUGCAACCACUGCAGGCACAACCCCAGCCAUGCUUGCAGAAAGUGUACCAAGUGGCACUUUGCCACAUCAGGAAAUUGUCGUGGUCAACUUUGGACACUUCUGA
Cantharellus anzutake is the source of this 678-nucleotide messenger RNA. RefSeq lists its product as uncharacterized. The record is from RefSeq and is a predicted model, not a curated record. Bases 1 to 678 code for a protein of 225 amino acids. NCBI's taxonomy places the organism in Eukaryota, Fungi, Basidiomycota, Agaricomycetes, Cantharellales, Hydnaceae. The transcript has 3 exons.